AGGACUAAUAAAGGAGUGUGUUUUGUUCCUAUCAAUAUCAUCUUCAAUGGCGGCACAGAAACAGAUGCUCGAUCAGGUUGAUGGAACCGCCGAUUCACUGAUGGAAUCCAUGGGCGAGGUUCAAACGACGAUGGCUCAGCUUCACUCUUCUGUUGGUGUAUUGAUCGAUUCCAUGGCGGAGAUACUAAAAUCCAUGGCGGAGAUGAAAUCAGCAGUUCUUCAACACACUUCUCCGGCACCGACGAAUGAGUCACAACUUACGGUGGAAAAGGACCUCCCCGCCGCUCCAGAGAAACAAUCAAUCGCGGUGGAUAAACCUGUCGAAGAGAAACAGCCUCGCCGGAUUUACGUGAAGAAGGUCAAGGCCAAGAUGCCAGUUUUCGAAGGUCUCAAAGUAAACCUCUGGAUUCUCCAAGCGGAAAGAUACUUUGAGUUUGGAGAUUUCACUGAGGCCGAGAAGGUCCGAAUCGUUUACAUGAGCGUCGAAGGGCAAGCGCUGAACUGGUUCGUCGUAUCGGAUCGUUCUCGACCUUUCACAGAUUGGGAAGAUGUCAAGUCUCGGCUUUUAGAUCGAUUCGGGCAUUUGGAAUCUGCAAUGAGUCGUUUGCUGGCUCUUAAACAGGUGGGAUCUGUUAGAGAGUAUCUUGGCCAGUUCGAGGAACUCGCGACGCAGUUACCGGCGAAGGUUACACCGGAUUUCUUCUUCGAAGGCGUUUUCGUCAAUGGGCUCAGGGAAGAGAUUAAGGAUAUGCUUCCACUGUUUCAACCAAAAGGGUUAGACAAUAUCAUCUCAAUGGCUCGUAGAUUGGAGAAUAGUCGUUGUUUUGGCCGAUUGAUGACUCCACCACUCGACGAUCCAUCGCCAGCUGAUGAUAGGAACUAGGAAGUAACACACCAAUUAAACUCUCUACCCAUUUUGGUUCUCGAGGCGUGUUUUGCUGUGAAUAGGUAAGCUCCGUUAGAUUCUAAACUCGUUUCUAGCAAUCAAACAUUUUUCUAUUCUGGUUUGUUUUUUGGGAUUGUUUUUUCUGUUGCUCGACGAUAGUUUUCGUGGAUUCAUGCUUAUUGCAACCUACUAAAUCCGGGUUUUU
Eutrema salsugineum is the source of this 1091-nucleotide messenger RNA. RefSeq lists its product as uncharacterized. The record is from RefSeq and is a predicted model, not a curated record. The transcript has a single exon. Lineage: Eukaryota; Viridiplantae; Streptophyta; Magnoliopsida; Brassicales; Brassicaceae. Bases 47 to 883 code for a protein of 278 amino acids.